GGAGAGGAAAGGAGAGAGAAGGAAAGAGUGUUUGCUUUCCUCAGUGCUUCCCACACUGGAGGAGCGGAGGGUGGAUGCUGCCAUGGCUGUUGCAGGUUACCACAAUGCACAACGCCUUCCCCCCUGCAUGACGGCGACUUGCAGCAGAAUGGUACAGCCCAGAAUAGAAACCAGGCAGAUCUAUCAGCUGAUGCCGCUGACGCCUUCUCCAGUCUCAUUAGUUUUCGCAGCCUCCUUUUUACAUCUCACUUUUUUCUUCUCUCUAAAGUGGAUUUUGUUUUUUUAAAGGCAAAAAGAGUAAACGGCAAGAGUAGGACGAAUCCGAUGUGCUCUCUCCCAGCUCGCCGCACGGGUUUCGGGCUUUGUUCCAUUCAACCAACUUUACUGCUCCUGACGCCUGCUUCUGACACUUGCCGGGGAUGGGUUCGAAUUUUAACGAUAUUGUCAAACAGGGAUACGUCAGGAUCAGAAGCCGGAGACUUGGGAUCUAUCAGAGGUGUUGGAUCGUAUUGAAGAAAGCAUCGAGUAAAGGACCAAAGCGACUGGAAAAGUUUUCAGACGAGCGAGCGGCAUACUUCAGAUGUUACCAUAAGGUCACGGAGCUUAAUAAUGUUAAAAGCAUCAUCCGACUCCCCAAAACUACAAAGAAGCACGCUGUGGGACUAUUCUUCACCGAUGACACCUCAAAAACAUUCGCCUGUGAAUCAGAUUUGGAGGCCGAUGAGUGGUGUAAGGUGCUGCACACAGAGUGUCUUGAGACUCGUCACAAUGACAUCAGUUUGGGAGAACCUGAUCUGCUAGCGACUGGUGUAGAAAGAGAGCAGAAUGAGAGAUUCAAUGUGUAUUUGAUGCCGUCCCCUAAUACAGAUGUCCAUGGGGAGUGCACGCUGCAAAUCACUUUUGAGAAUAUUAGCCUAUGGGACGUGCAGAACCCCAGGUUAAAGCUGGUAUCUUGGCCGCUAAGCUCAUUGCGAAGGUAUGGGCAGGACCCAGCCUGGUUCACGUUUGAAGCUGGCAGGAUGUGUGACACUGGGGAGGGGCUCUUUAUCUUCCAAACCAGAGAAGGUGAAGCCAUUUAUCACAAGGUUCACUCGGCAGCGCUGGCGAUAGCUGAACAACACGAGCACCUGCUACAGAGCGUCAAGAAUUCGAUGCUUCAGAUGAGAAUGAGUGAGAGGACAGUGUCUCUCAACACCAUGGUUCCAUUACCACGCAGCGCAUACUGGCAACAUAUUACAAGACAGCACAGUACAGGGCAACUCUACAGCCUGCAAGACCUCUCCAACCCACAGAAGCUCCACCGGACGGACACAUUUCCAACAUACCGCUCCGAGCACUGACAGACGCUUCCACAGACUUCUUGUUUACACUUUACCAAUAAACUAUAUGGAACUAUAGAAAACGCUUGGACUACUGAUCUCCUGUGAGCUGCCAGACGAGCGGCGCCAACUCUCUGCCUGGAUAUUUAUAUAUUCAAAAAUGCUACUUUUUUAUUGUCACCAAGACUGUGUUUUUCAAAUUCAGGAAGAACUUUUUGAUUUUGGCCUUGUCUCAUCAUGAAAUGUCUCCUGUUCACAUCCACUAGACUACAAGCAGUAGCUUGCCGUCUUCUUUGGAGCUACCACUCCUAGAUUGUGUCGGCAACAGCUGGGAUCUAGAAUCUCACAUCAGUUGAAGUCACAAGUUCCAGGCCAUGGGCAACCAGUGGUUCAUUAUCCGGGACAUGUAGUCCUACCGAUGCUAUAAAAUCUCUAAUUUCCCGGAUCUGUUCAGUUUUGAAUUUUCUCGUGUUUUCAGUUAUUUUGGGGGGGAACUGUCAUCAUGUUGGGGUUCUGAGUCUUGCUUGUUUGUCUCUGUAUCUUUAAGGGAGGUUAUUUUGUAUGUGAGGCCCAAUGGGAUAUUAUUAUCUGCCCCAUGAAUCUCUGCACAAAAAAAAAAAAAAAAACAACAACAACAACUUUAAAUAAAAUUUUAGGAAAUGGUAGACUUUUUAGAUAUUUUUGAAUUUCAGGAAAAUGAUCUCUGAGCAAUUUCAAAUAAAGAGGUGAUCUUAGGACCAUUUCGAGGGCAGAGGAAUCUUUUGCAGAUCUUUAAACAGACCAGUACUGUAGUGUAAUAAUCUGCAGAAUAUACCACUAUGUAUCUGUCAUGAGGUAGACAGGACAGAACAAUGUUCUGCAGAUCUCUAUAUAGGCCAGUGGUGUAAUAAUCUGCAGAAUAGAUCACUCAUGUAUAUCACUGUGUAUCUGUAGAAGGUAGAGGAGCAGUCACUUACUGCAGUUUUGUUGUACAAACUGGUGAAAAGGAAUUAUUCUACAUCUGGUGUUUUUUAUUUUUAUACAGUUGUGGUUGAAAGUUUUCAUAUCCUUGGAGAAUUGGUAAUAUAUGAACUGUGAAAACAUGAGUGAGCAGGCAAAACACAUUUCUUUUAUUUCUUAUGGGAUUCAUAUUCAGCUGUAGGGUAUAACACAUUGGCACAAAUCUUUACAAAACAUAGCAACAAAUAAAAAAGGAAAUGACCCCUGAUCGGCAUCCCCUUAAUUCUUUAUACUGGGUAUUUCCCCCUUUAGCAUUAAUGACCACAUGCAGUCUUUUGUAAUAGUUGUCUAUGAGGCCCCAAAUUCUUGCAGGUGGUAUAGCUGCCGAUUCGUCUUUGCAAAAUGACUCCAGGUCAUGCAAAGUCCUCGGUCAUUUUCCUUGAACUGAACAUUUCCGAUAUUACCAGGAUGAUAAUUAAGAUCAGGAGACUGUGGUGCCCAUACCAGAAGCUUCACCUUUUUGUACUGUAACCACUGGGGGCGUCUACUUGUCCUUGUCCUUAGGGUCACUGUCAUGCUGGAAGGUUCAGGUGUGUCCCAUUUCACAAGAUUCCCUGUGAGCUCAUACCCCCCAAACACCACCAUGCUUCACAGUGGGAAUGGUAUUCAUUUCACUAUAAGCUUUGUUGACUCCACUCCAUACAUAUCCCAUAUAGUUGUGACCAUAAAGCUCUAUUUUGUGUUGUCAGGCAUAUUGUAACUGGCUUUUUGUAGCAUUGAUAUAGUAAAGGCUUCUUUCUGGCAACUUGACCAUGCAGCUUAUUUUUGUUCAUGCCAUGCGUCAUAUUGUGCUCCUUGAAACAACCAUGCAGUUUUGCUGGGCAGCGUCUUUUGGAUAACCUCAGGAGCUUACAUGUGGGUUUUUCUUUGUAUGCCAAACCAUUCUUUUGGGGGUUUGGAUGAAACUCGAUCACGUGAAAAAUGGA
Messenger RNA from Hyla sarda, 3244 nucleotides. It is a transcript of the gene DOK5, whose product is annotated as docking protein 5. Gene Ontology annotation, cellular component: cytoplasm. The transcript has 8 exons. Bases 420 to 1340 code for a protein of 306 amino acids. Gene Ontology annotation, biological process: positive regulation of MAPK cascade; cell surface receptor protein tyrosine kinase signaling pathway. NCBI's taxonomy places the organism in Eukaryota, Metazoa, Chordata, Amphibia, Anura, Hylidae. The record is from RefSeq and is a predicted model, not a curated record.